GGUCCCCUAAGGCCACUCCUGGGGGCAUUGGGGAUCUAGGAGAAGGUUAUGAGUUGGGGAGGGGUGACACCAGUUCUAGGUGCCAGAAAGACCCCUCUGCGGCAUGCAGGGAGGCCAGAGGGAGAGAGAAGUUUGGCAACGUGACGGGUGUGACUGCGACCAGGGCAUGAGAUGAGAAAGAGGGAAGGAGCCAGAAAGAUUGGGGCAGGAGUGGGUGGUGGUGGCAGAAGGAACCGGAUUCAGGGAUCCAAGGGCUUUGUGGAGUGAUGGGCAGGAGGGGGAAGGAGACUACUCAGGCGUCUGGCAUGGGCAAUGGGCGGGAUAGCAGGGUCAUCCCUGGUUUGGGUGGGGGAUAUUGAGCUCAGUUGGGAUAUGUUUGUCAGGGGUCUGGGAGGGAGACUUGGGCUGGAGAUGGUUUGGGUUGUUAUCAGAGAAUCGGUGGCUACUAGUGGAGGUGAGGGAGGUCCUCUUGUGGGAAUGUGCAGGAUGGAGGCUCUAGGAAAAUCGGGAGGAUGGGGAGCAGGAGCUUGCAUGGGCAUCUAAGAGGGCAGUCAGAGAGCUGGGAACCUGGAGUGCUUAUGUGAUCAAGGGAAGAGUUUUCAGAGGGAUAUGGUCUACCAUGUCAUGGCCUUUUGGCUCCCCCCAGACUCUGAGCUGUCUCUGUGCUAGAAGAGUUAUGUGUGUGUGUGUGUGUGUGUGUGUGUGUGUGUGUGUUGUUAUCCCUUUAAAUGGCUGAUGGGAGAGGGAAUUCUGGAACUCUUCCUGCCUCACAGAGACCCAGUCUCCCUUCCCCCACCCCUCUGGGCUCUGUGUCUAAGAAGCCUGAGAGUUAGGAGUGAGUCACUUGUCACUUAGGUGGGUGUGUGCAUGGGGGAGGCGAGGAGGGCACUGGACAGGCUAAAGGGACAUUCCACUGGGGCAUGAAGAUCUUUGAAAGACAGGGAGGUUUCUAAGCGGUGACUCCUUGGGGCAGCCUCCUUGGCAUGGGGGUGAAGCGGAGCCUUCAGAGAGGGGGCAUCUUGCUGGGCUUCUUCGCCAAAAUCCUCAUGAUUCUCUCCACUGCCACCAACUACUGGAUACGCUACCCUGGGGGCCACCGUGGCCUGUGGCAGGAGUGUAAUGCCGGCACCUGCUCCAACAUCCCCUGCCAGACCAUGCUGGCGGUGACCGGGGCGUACAUGGUGCUGGCGGCGGGCUCCGGCAUCGUGGGUUUGGUGAUGGGGCUGCGGAUCCUGUGCCACGAGGGCGACGCGCGGGGCCAGACCACGAGCAGCAUCUUCUUCCUCUGCGGCCUGCUGCUGCUCCUGGCCUUGACAGGCUACACCGUGGAGAACGCGUGGAAAAACGACGUCUUCUUCUCGUGGUCCUAUUUUUCGGGGUGGCUGGCUUUGCCCUUCUCUAUUCUCGCGGGCAUCUACUUUCUGCUGGCGGACAUGGUCGUGCAGAGCACGGAUGCCAUCAGCGGAUUUCCCGUGUACUUGUGAGCCUGCCUGGGGCAGAAUAAAGGAACCGCUUUCACCACC
Molecule: messenger RNA, 1523 nt
Organism: Canis lupus familiaris (dog)
Lineage: Eukaryota; Metazoa; Chordata; Mammalia; Carnivora; Canidae
Gene: CLDND2
Product: claudin domain containing 2
Exons: 5
Coding region: 984-1484 (166 amino acids)
Cellular component (GO): plasma membrane
Source: RefSeq, a predicted model, not a curated record